ACUCUAGUACUGAGAACCAAAACAGUGUUUAGGUAAUCUAAAGAGAAGGAGCAGUGGUGUGUAAAACCGGAAACACGCGCACACUGUCAGCUGAUCCGGUCACGUGACUGUGUGUGUUGUUGCUGAUCAACAUGGCUGCAGCAGGAGGGAAGGCAGUGUACUGGUUGGGGAAGGACACUCUCAGGGUGUCUGCUGCUCUGUUCACAGAGAACCGCCAUCGUCUUUGUGAGUCUCUAAGAUCCCAAGAGUCUCUUCAGCCCAACAGUGUGGUUGUGCUGCAGGGAGGAGAGCAGAAGCAGAGAUACUGCACUGACACGGACCAGCUCUUCAGACAGGAGUCCUUCUUCCACUGGACGUUCGGAGUGACCGAGGCCGACUGCUAUGGUGCCAUCGACGUCGACUCGGGCAGAUCCGUCCUCUUUGUGCCCAAACUUCCUGAAAGCUACGCCACCUGGAUGGGAAAGAUCCACCCACCUGAACACUUCAAGGAGAAAUACGCAGUGGAUGAAGUGCACUACACCUGUGAUAUUGCUGAGAUCCUGACCAACAUGAAACCGUCUGUCCUCCUGACGCUGCGAGGCUUGAACACAGACAGUGGCAGUAUCUGCCGUGAAGCAUCGUUUGAUGGAAUCAGCCGCUUCCAGGUGAACAACUCUCUCCUGCAUCCCGUUCUGGUGGAAUGUCGUCUGGUUAAGACAGAUAUGGAGUUGGAGGUUCUGCGCUACACUAACCGCAUUUCCAGUGAAGCUCACAAAGAGAUAAUGAAGCACAUCAAGUCUGGCCAAAAAGAAUAUGAAAUGGAAAGUCUGUUUCAGCACUACUGCUACUCUCGUGGUGGGAUGCGUCACACUUCGUACACCUGCAUCUGUGGAAGCGGCACCAACUCCUCCAUCCUGCACUACGGUCACGCCGGAGCUCCUAAUGACAAAACCAUUGAAGAUGGAGACAUGUGUCUGUUCGAUAUGGGUGGAGAAUAUUACUGCUACUCCUCCGACAUCACCUGCUCCUUCCCAGCCAAUGGCAAGUUUACUCCUGACCAGAAAGCUGUUUAUGAAGCUGUUCUGAAGUCCUCCCGCACCGUCAUGGCCGCCAUGAAGCCAGGUGUGAAAUGGACCGACAUGCACCGCCUGGCUGACAGGGUUCACCUGGAGGAGCUGGUGAAGAUCGGCAUCCUGCACGGGAACGUGGACGACAUGCUGAAGGUCCACCUGGGUUCUGUGUUCAUGCCACACGGACUGGGCCAUCUGCUGGGCAUCGACGUGCACGAUGUUGGAGGAUAUCCGGAGGGAGUGGAGCGUGUUGACGAGCCGGGCCUCAGGAGCCUGCGUAUGGGCCGUGUGGUUCAGGAGCGCAUGGUGCUCACCGUCGAGCCCGGCAUCUACUUCAUCCACCACCUGAUGGAUCAGGCCCUGGCCUCGCCACAGCAGUGCGCCUUCAUCAACGCCGACGUGCUCGCUCGCUUCCGCAACUUCGGAGGGGUUCGUAUCGAGGACAACAUCGCGGUGACGGCGGACGGCGUGGAGCUGCUCACCUGCGUCCCGCGCACCGUCCAGGAGAUCGAAGACUGCAUGGCAGACAGGAGCGAGAAAUCCUUCAGCAGCCUGAAAGAUUAAAGCGUCAUUACAAUCUUCUGCAGAAAUAUUCACAGUGCAGAUUAUUUACUCUGUUUGAUUCUCUAAAAGCAAUGCAUGUGUCCAGCUCUGGGUUUUUAAACAGAUAAAUCAGUCAUUAACAUUCAAUAAAGUGCCAAAAGUUUCCUUUUCUGUCGUCAUUUUAUAGUCAGAAUCUUUUAUAAAUUUACCAGAGCAACUUACUUUGUACAAUUUGUCCGUACGAAGACGAUUCACCGAUGAUGAAGUUUAAACCAGUUUAUAUCCUUAAAAUAUCACAUGUACCUUCCUCAGAAGUGACAGUUACUAAUCAGUGUUGUACUGCAUGUCUAACCUCAGUUAUUGCAUGAAAUAAAUAAAGAAUUUUUUAGCAUCUUCA
Tachysurus vachellii is the source of this 1989-nucleotide messenger RNA. RefSeq names its product peptidase D (gene pepd). Gene Ontology annotation, molecular function: manganese ion binding; metalloaminopeptidase activity. The transcript has 15 exons. Lineage: Eukaryota; Metazoa; Chordata; Actinopteri; Siluriformes; Bagridae. The record is from RefSeq and is a predicted model, not a curated record. The coding region runs from base 132 to 1613 and encodes 493 amino acids.